AUGGAGAUCGUGUUUGGUCUCGUUUCCUUUUCAAUUGCCAUUGUUUUCUUGGUGUGCCUGUGGAGAAUGCUGAACUGGUGGGCUUGGUUUAGGCCAAGAAAAUUGCAGAAGAUUCUCAGACAGCAGGGUCUUAAAGGGACUGAUUAUAAGUUCAUUUUUGGAGACCUCAAAAAGAUAUCCAAGAGCGUUGAAGAUGCCAAGUCAAAGCCCAUUAACCUAUCAGAUGACAUAUCUCCGAGAGCCUUUCCAUUCUUCAUUGAUGCCAUCCAAAAAAAUGGUGAGAAUUCAUUUGUAUGGCUUGGGCCAGAUCCAUUGGUAUUCAUCAAGGACCCUGAACUUGUAAAGAAUGUCUUCACAAAUCACACUAUCUUUCAGAAGCCUCCUACCAAUCCACUAAGCAAAUUGCUAGCCCAAGGUCUCAUGUUUUGUGAAGAAGAUAAGUGGGUCAAACAUAGAAAAAUCAUCAAUCCUGGCUUUCAAAUGGAGAAGCUAAAGCAUAUGAUACCAGCCUUCUACCUAAGUUGUAGUGAAAUGUUGAGCGAGUGGGAGAAGAAUGUGGGCGACCAAGGUUUAGCUGAGCUAGACGUGUGGCCUUACCUUCAACAAUUGGCUAGUGAUGUGAUUUCACGCACUGCAUUUGGAAGUAGCUAUGAAGAAGGGAAUAAGAUAUUUGAACUCCAAACAGAGCAAGUUGGUUAUGCAUUAGAAGUUUUGAGUUCAAUUUAUAUUCCAGGAUGGAGGUUCUUGCCAACUAAGAGGAAUAGAAGAAUGAAGCAAAUUGAGAAGCAAGUUCAUGCAUCAAUUAAGGAUAUAAUUGACAAGAGAGUGAAGGCAAUGAGAGAAGGAGAAGCUAGUUCAGACGACCUAUUGGGCAUAUUAUUGGAAUCCAAUUUUGAAGAAAUUGAACAACAUGGAAACAAGAAUUUUGGGAUGACCACAAGGGAGGUGAUUGAAGAGUGUAAGUUGUUCUAUUUAGCUGGGCAAGAGACCACAUCUGUGUUGCUUGUGUGGACUAUGGUGUUGUUGAGUAUGCAUCAAGAAUGGCAAGCGCGAGCUAGAGAAGAGGUUUUUAAGUUAUUUGGUAAAGAUAGACCUGAUUUUGAUGGAUUAAAUCGUCUGAAAAUUGUGACAAUGAUUUUAAACGAAUCUUUGAGGUUAUAUCCGCCUGUAACAUUACUCAGGCGACUUACUAAAAAGCAAACAGAGAUAGGAGAUAUAACAUUUCCCCUAGGUGUUCAAAUCGCAAUACCAAUAGUCAUGUAUCAUUACGACGAGAAGAUAUGGGGCGACGAUGCAAAGGAGUUCAAACCACAAAGAUUCAGUGAGGGGGUGUCAAGGGUAACUAAAGGGCAACUAGCAUUCCUCCCCUUUAGCGGAGGACCUAGAAUAUGUAUUGGGCAAAAUUUCGCGAUGCUUGAAGCAAAAAUGACUAUGACCAUGAUUUUACAGCGUUUCUCGUUCGAGCUCUCACCAUCCUAUACACAUGCUCCCACCACUAUCAUAACGCUGCAACCUCAGUUUGGUGCUCCGCUUCUCUUGCGCAAAAUGUAGAUUCAUGCUUGAUUGGAUUAUA
Messenger RNA from Ipomoea triloba (trilobed morning glory), 1573 nucleotides. RefSeq names its product cytochrome P450 CYP72A219-like. Lineage: Eukaryota; Viridiplantae; Streptophyta; Magnoliopsida; Solanales; Convolvulaceae. Gene Ontology annotation, molecular function: oxidoreductase activity, acting on paired donors, with incorporation or reduction of molecular oxygen; iron ion binding; heme binding. The record is from RefSeq and is a predicted model, not a curated record. Bases 1 to 1551 code for a protein of 516 amino acids. The transcript has 5 exons.